Messenger RNA from Leguminivora glycinivorella, 2622 nucleotides. It is a transcript of the gene GAA1, whose product is annotated as glycosylphosphatidylinositol anchor attachment 1 protein. The transcript has 13 exons. The coding region runs from base 182 to 2446 and encodes 754 amino acids. Lineage: Eukaryota; Metazoa; Arthropoda; Insecta; Lepidoptera; Tortricidae. Gene Ontology annotation, cellular component: GPI-anchor transamidase complex; membrane. The record is from RefSeq and is a predicted model, not a curated record. Gene Ontology annotation, biological process: attachment of GPI anchor to protein.
GUUCGCUUACUUGAGAUUUGACGAGCUUGUUUCAUAUAAUUUUCAUAAUUUUGAGAAUUCCGGCAUUUAAUUUCACUAUUUGUGAUAAAUUUAAAAUAAAUCAAACUUAUAGAGCUUGUAUACACUACGUUAUACCAUACCUGUCAUAUUAUAACGCCUAAGUGCAGCGAAUUCUAUCAUAAUGGGUCUGUUAUCAGACCCAGAGUAUCGGUCCGUGAAAUGGGUGCGGGUGUUGAAAAAGGUCCACAGGCCUGUGUGCUUCGUGCUGUACGUGGCGGCGCUGGCAUGGUUCGCGAUGCUGGGCAGCAAGGAGAUCAACCACGAGACGUAUUUCUCGGAGAACGCGCUGCUGCCGGGUCUGGUCACCACGGAGUUCAACGGCGAACACGCUGCUAAACAGUUCUUUGAGGAGCUCACCAACGAGAUUCAGUACAAAUUGGAGGAUGCGGAGCAGAUGCCAUUGGCGUGGCUAGUGGCCAAGAUGUCACAACUACACCUCGAGGUGUACACGCACAACUUCACGCUGGACUACCCGCUGGGCAAGGGGCAGGUGUACCACGGCACCAACGUGUACGGCAUCCUGCGCGCGCCGCGCACCGCGUCGCUCGAGGCGCUGGUGCUGACCGCGCCGCACCGCGCGCCCGGCACGCACCAGAAGGACACCGCGGCUGGCAUCGCACUCAUGCUGGCUUUUGCGCAGUUCGCAAGAUCACAAAAAUAUUGGGCCAAGGAUAUAAUCUUCCUAGUAACGGAGCACGAGCAGCUCGGCAUGCAGGCGUGGCUGGAGGCCUACCACGGCAUCCAGCACGACGCGGGCUCCUUCUACUCCGGCCUCGGCGGCUUCUGGGCGCCUGGUACCCCGGGCCGCGACCCCGAGCCCAGGCACAGGAAGUGCUUGAACCCCGGCACGCUCAAGGGAAGGUCGGGCGCCAUACAGGCGGCUAUCAAUCUGGAGAUUCAUUCACCAAAGAUAAAAUACAUCGAGGUGAAGGUGGAAGGCCUGAACGGGCAGCUGCCCAACCUGGACCUGUGUAACCUGGUGCACAAGCUGUGUCUCAAGUCCGGCGUGCACCACGCUUACAAGAGCAGCUACUCGUGGGUGCGCAGCCGGAGCGCGGUGGACGAGUGGCUCAGCGGAGUCUCCACGCUGCUGGGGCAGGUCGUCACUAUGAUCGCGGGGGUCCCGAACGGCAACCACGGGCUGUUCCACCGCUUCGGCAUCGAGGCCGUGACGCUGGAGGGCCGCGACGCCGCCGACCCCGCGGGCGCCGCGCCGCGCGUGCGCGCGCUCACGCCCGCCGGCUUCUACCGCCUCGGCACCACCCUCGAGAGCAUCCUGCGCUCGCUCAACAACCUGCUCGAGAAGUUCCACCAGAGCUACUUCUUCUACAUGCUGGCCGGGACUAACAGAUUCAUUUCCAUCGGCUAUUACAUGCCGUCCCUCUGUCUCCUGUGCGCCGCCAUGCUCGUCCGGGCGUUAUCCCUCUGGGUCACCACGCAGCAUGACACCGAAGACGACAAACACACCACAAUGCACACACACAAACACAAACGCAAGACAUCGGACACACCUCUACCCGACACGGUACCAGGGGAUAAUACCACUGAGGAGGUGUCUAAACGCUCCGAUACCAAUCUACGAGACACUCAUGUACCAGGCGAUGAUAAAACUGAGGAGAUAUCUGACCACACUCUUCGACACAGGAAGGUCGUAACUGAGAGCAAAGAAUCAAAGCCUAAAGAGAAGAAAGCAGAGAGUAAGAAGAAGGGUGGGGGAAAGAAAGGGAAGAAAGAAGAGUCUAGCAUGAGUAUUGUGAACAUCGGGGCGAAUUAUCUGCUGGUGCAUUUGUUGGGGUACGCUGUUAUGAACUCGCCUAUACUAUUGAGUCAGAUUGGCGCGGCGUACGACUACCCAUCCGAGAUAUCCGUGUACUACGGGCUCGUCGCUAUCUCCGUCCUGCUCACUCUGCUGGCGCCGCUGCUCCCGCGCCGGCUCGCGCGCGCCGAGCUCGAGCUCACCAACAUCCUCGUGCUGCUGGAGCUCGCCACCGUCUGUCUGUCCGUCGGCAUGCACAACUACCCGCUCGGCCUCGCUCUAGCCGCGAUAUACACGCCGGUGGCCUUGCUGGUGGGGGUGGCGCCUAGAGGGGGCGGCGAACAGAGCGCCACGUCGGUGUUGGUGAAGCGCUCGUUGUGCCUGCUGCUGCAGCCGCUCGCCGCCGUCUCCGUCGCCAUGAUGCUGUACAGCCGCACGCUCUUCCCGGAGGAGGGCUGGCCGGGCGCCGUGACGCGCGGGCGCGACGCGGCGCUGCAGGCCGUCAUGUUCGCGGUGGCCGACUCGCUGAUCUACGGCAACUGGCUGUUCAACGUGGCGUCGGUGACGCUGCUGCCCAUCUGGAUCAUCUUCUGGCAGAUCGCGUGCAGCAAGGCGGACGCGCCGGCGUAAACGACGCUCGCCGGCCUGGUGACGCGACUACUUGGUUUAUGACAUUGUGACACUAUUUAUAUACGUUGGUGUUUAACUGUGAGAUCAGGCAGGCAAGUAUGGUCGCGCGAUAAAUGAUAAAACAUCUGGCCGUCCCUAUCGCACUUACUAAUAGUGCGAUAGGGACGGCCUGAUAU